AUGGUUGUUAAAUUAGUAGGCAGUGGAGCUAAAGUAAAUAUAGCUUCAAAAGCAAACAUAACUCCUCUUCUGCUGGCUAUUUGGUACAACGAUCUAGAGUUAGUGAACCUGUUUCUAGAACAUGGGGCUGAGGUGAACGUUCAAAGUGUUAAUGUAUGUCAAAGCAGAACAGAUCUAGACAAUGAGAAUACAUGUGAAUUGUUUACAAGCAGUUUAGGCUGUAUUCUACAAGAUUCGUGUAAGCUCAAUGCCCUGCAUAUAGAUGAGAAAUCAAUCUGCAUACCAUACAAGCCUUUGCACUUGGCUAUUAAAAUAGAAAGAGAAGAAGUUUUUCAUGUACUUCUUAAAGCUGGAGCCGAUGUAUAUACAACAGAUAGCCAUGGAAACUCUGCCAUUCAUUACGCUGCAAAGUGUCAGAACAAGAUUUUCAUGAAAUAUCUUCUGGAAAACUAUUACACACCUACUAGGAAGCAAGCACUUGUUUUACAAAAUCUUAAAGAUGAGGAACUCGAAACUGACCCAUUAUUUGUUCCUUUGGAAGAAAAGGUGUCAGAGCCAGCUCAAUUGGUAUGUACUGAUCAAGUUACUGUAACUUACCAAGUAGCAACUACAGCACCUAAAUCAUGCUCUGGGAGUUCACCGAAUCAUCAAAACGCUAAAAGAAUGAGGGUAAGGUCUCUGGUUGAUUUCAACGAGUCAGAAAGUGAUCCGCCUCUGAAACGUUUAAAGCUCAAUACUUUAUCCGAUCCUGAAGGAAAAAAAUCAAAGGAAGAAUUAGAGCCAUCCACACUGACCAACGAGUCGCCUCCUCCCAAUACUGUCAAUAGCACCAAUGCAAUGAAAGCCACGGCCUUACACAUCUCGGUGUUCAAAAACAGAUUAGAAAAUGUGAAACUAUUAAUAGACGCUGGCUGUGACGUAAACAUUCAAACAAACGAAGGUGACACGGCGCUAUUAAUAGCUUUGACUAAAUCCUUUGACGAGAUGGGAGAAAUAUUGUUGAAUGCUGGCGCAGACCUAGGUUUGGCGAAAAAGGAUAAUGAAAGUUUGUUCCACAUCUCUGUGAAAAACGGAUGCAUAAAGUCGUUGGACUUUUUAGUUAAAGCAGGCGUGAACAUUUAUGAAACAAACGGUGAAGGCUCUACAGCUCUCCAUUUUUUACCCAGAAAAGAUAUAGCUUCUUUACUGAUUGACUCUGGUUUGGAUGUCAAUCAGAAAGAUAAGUUCGGUCGAUCACCCCUUCACAUUGCCGCUGAACAACAGAAUCUGGACAUGGUACGGUUUCUGUGUACCAAUGGAGCAGAUAUUGACAAGCAAGAUAUGAGUGGUGAAACCAUUCUUAUCAUAAUUUCGAAAUUGAUCGCAAGUUCCUGUAACAUAAAUACAAACUUAUUCCAAGAACUUUUAGGACUAGGUCCUAGUAUAGAUAUACAAGACACUUUGGGCUGCACUGCGCUGAUGCAUUUAAUGAACAGCAAGGCUGACGUAAAACAGGAAGUAGAUCUUCUUUUAGUGAAUGGCGCCAAUGUCAAUAUUAAAGAUAAAGAGGGGAGAUCACCACUGUUUUAUCUACUAAUGUCGAGCAGAAGUGAACUUUCUGAUUUAAAAAUGUUGCUGCAAAAAGGCGCUGAUCCGUUUUUGGGAGAGAAUCAUAGACACAGUUUGACCAGAUGGAUAAAGCAAGAAAAAUAUAUAAGACGGCCCUUAUUUAUGAAUGAUGACGAAUGUCUACGUUUAUGUAUAAGCAACGGUAUUAUGUUAAACAUUGGCAAAGUUUUUAAUACAACGUCUGCAUUGAAAUAUUUGGCACAAAAGCAACAUUGGCCCAGAAUGAAAUACUUGUUUGCGAACUGUGGAUUAAAAUUAGAAGACCUACGGUUUAUUCGAGAUAAAGAAUUUGCGAACAUCCAAUUUGAGUCACAGCUUUUUUGGCGAUCCGAUAUUGGCCAUCGCCCAGUAGAAGAAGAAACCUUGAAUAAAGCGAUGUGCGAGCCAUGGCCUCUGGUCAAGCUUUCUUUUAUUACAGUGUCUAGCUUACUUGGAGACGGAUAUGACCGAGCCGAAAGAGUUGAACAGACGCCACUCCAGGCAAACUGAAAGAGCUGCUAUUGUUUCAAACACCAGCGGCAAGACUUCCGGUCAGUGAAUGGUCCAAAAUACCACUGUGCUUUGAUCCAGUAGAGUACGAGAGACUAGCAAAUCCUAGACCGCUAAUGUACUACUGGCCUUUUGGGACCAUUUUAGCCUGAUAUUGUAUUGCUUUAAAAUAGAUUUAUGGUACUUGAAGACCUUUUGAUAAUCUCCAUCGAUUGGAGAUUUUCAAAAUAAACCAGACAAUGUCAAGGACGAUAAAUAAAACGUCAUUGUAGCCAAUCAAAUAAACACAAUGAAUAAUAACUUUAAUAAUAUUUUAGUGCGUAUCAGUUUAUCUUCGUAUUAAUUCUCUUUUUUAAUUACUGCUAGGUAGCUGCACAUGAGUUUCUUUUUAAUAUGCUUAAAGUCAUUGAGUGAAAGUUUGAUACAUAAUAAAAUUGAAGAUUUUCAACUUCCAAUUUAAAAAAAAAAUGGCAAAGACACUAAAUUGAAUUUCACGGUUGUCCGUGUUUUCACCGAUAUUGUUAUUGGUAAAUCUUAUAAAAUACAGACGUUACUUCAAAAAAGAUGAUAAUUACGUCAUGCAUUUUGUCAUGCAUGUUAACCAAUGACUUAAAUCCUGCCAAGCCAUUGGUUUUCCUGUCUGACUCAGGCAGCCCAUUUAAUUCCAAGACGAAAAUACUGAAGUUGACAAUUGAAGUCAAACUGAAAUUUCCUUGUGUUAGAAGCUAUAUCUUAUCUUUAAGUAGCUUUAUCAUUAUAUAAAUUUACAAUGAACCGAUGUCAUGUUUUUUUAUGUUUUAUGUUGUUUUUUUUUUUUUUCAAAAUAUAUGUUUUGAUUUCCUCAUUACAAGGGAACAUAGUGAUGCGACAUGUAAAGUCAUUGUAAAGGUCGUUUUGGCGCAGCCGUUUUGGCGCAUGGGUCGUUUUGAUGCAGCCAUUUUGGCGCAGCCGUUUUGGCGCAUGAGACGUUUUGGCGCGAAACGUUUUGGCCACAUUGUUUACGUUCAUUAUAUGAUUUCGUUAAAAAGAAUGAGACAUAUCUAUGUUUUUGUAUGUGUGUUUGUGUUGAACAUAUUUUGCAUGUACAGAACAAGAGAUAUUUUUUGUCCCUUUUUUUUUUUUGGUAAUUAAGUUUGUUAUUUAUAUAUUGUUAAAUCACUAAUAUUACACAAUACCAGGCUGCCAUCCAUACUUCACAGUAUGCGUGCUUGAAAUAGUCAAAGUUAUUAAGACUUUUUUUUAUGAGGAGGGGGGAGGGGUGGAAUGUAUACUUUGUUUAUCUUGGUAUAAAUAGAGUGAAAAAAUAUGUUUAUUAUACAGUUCUCAACACGUUUUUAAGUAGUUUUUGUACAUUAUAUAUGUUAUUUAAGUAAUUAUUUUUAUACCUCUUAACAAAACUUAUUGUAUCUAUAACUAUAACAAGUCCAUUAAUUAAUUCAAUGUGACUUAUUUACUGCAUAGAAAUGUGUCUUUGUGUCCCACAUCAUUUUCUUUCAAUAAACAUUUUAGCUUGUGUUUGUCUCUUUAUUAAGAGGUACAUUUUUAUUUUCAAAAAUGUUUGUUGAAGGUAUGACACUAAUUUACAAAAAAAAAAAAAAAAAUUAAAAUGCUGUCAUGAGGAGUGCUAGAAACAGAUUCUCCUCUUACCCGCGAGAGAGGGAAGGGGUGGAGGAAAGAGUAUAUACAAGGAGUGAAAUGUGCCCAGAAGAGAGGGGGCGGGAUGGGUGUCGAAGGUAAUGACCAGUCCGAAGGCUACGAUCGCCAGACGCAUGACGCCAACGACCAGCGCUCGGUGCUGAUUUUGUCUUCAUUUGACUUUACCUGCGCCAAGGAAAUAUCAUCCAUAUUACCGAUGAAGCUAAGAUACUCUUAAAAGAUAUAUUUUGAGAAAUUGGGUUAAGGUUAGUGGUGAUUUGGGUGAAACAUCUCUCCUAACCACAACCCAAUUUCUCAAACUAUAUCUUUUAUGAGUAUCUUUGCUUGUUCGGAUAUUAAACCGAUUUCAAUUUUUUUUUAAAAUGCUUUUUGGAAAGAAAGCGAAGAAUGUCAUCCAGCGCCCUUAGCAGGACUCACAUAUAAUUAAAGGGGAGGGGAUAGCAUGUCAUUACCAUUCGGAAAUCUGACUUAUUAUAUAUUCAUGAAAUAAGCAAAUAAAAAAAAAAUUCGUUGGACGGUGUUAGAAUUCAUACUAUACAUACAAUAUUAUAGUAGAGUGAAAUAAACAUUGUUAUAAAAGCUACGUACUUAUUUAAUUAUCAUAAAAUUACAUCUCGCGUCAAAACGUCUCGCGCCCAAACAGCUGCGCCAAAACGGCUGCGCCAGAACGUCUCGCGCCCAAACGGCUGCGCCAAAACGUCUCGCGCCCAAACGGCUGCGCCAAAACGUCACGUACCGAAUGGGAACGAUAUGGAAUGUUAUGAAAAACACUAAGAUUCCAAAGCUAUUUCCUAUGUCUAUCCUAAUAUAGUGUGUUUUUCUUUUACGAAAUUUAAUAUUGUUGUAGAAACAUAUUUUUCAUUCUGUUAGACAUAACUAUUAUGCUGCACUUUAUAAUGUAUUUAUAUUUUUCUGUAAUAUAACGCUUAAGUUAUAUUUUAUUGUACACAUGUAUUGAAUUGUAUCUAGCAAACUAAAAUUCUAUAAAAUUUCACGUUUUAGAAGAAUAAGAUGACUCAAACCAUGAAAACAGUAAAUAAUAUAUUUUUGGUCUUUCUUUACG
This is a messenger RNA of Biomphalaria glabrata, 4816 nucleotides long. Its product is annotated as putative ankyrin repeat protein RF_0381. The record is from RefSeq and is a predicted model, not a curated record. Bases 1 to 2097 code for a protein of 698 amino acids. The transcript has a single exon. Gene Ontology annotation, molecular function: protein binding. Lineage: Eukaryota; Metazoa; Mollusca; Gastropoda; Planorbidae.